Molecule: messenger RNA, 212 nt
Organism: Acaulospora colombiana
Lineage: Eukaryota; Fungi; Glomeromycota; Glomeromycetes; Diversisporales; Acaulosporaceae
Source: the annotation of a GenBank genome assembly
CAUUCGAUGCGGGCGUGCUGGAUGAUGAAGGGCUGGAACCUGAAGCUAAUAAAAAUAUACCUGUAGCUGGAGCACCAGAUGGGCCGGCUGAGGCGGCAGAUCCACUGGCCGAAGCACCUGAUGGACUAGCUGAAGCACCUGAUGCACUGGCCGAGGGAAGCGCUUUAGCUCCGGUUGCACUUGCGGAAUCAGAGGCUGUACGAAGAGAUUAG